AUGUACAUACCCUCAACCUCACCUGAACCUGAACCAGCCCAUGCCAUGAACAUCACCCCCGCACCCGGGCCCUUUGACAUGCCAAAUGACACCCUGGUUGAAUACAACACCCAUUCCCUCCCGGUUAACUUCGACUACAAAGUCCUAGGAAUGCACAGCUCACACCUCCGCCUCAACGUCACAGAUGAGGCCCUUGAAGCCUGGAAACAGAUUAACAAUCACGCAGUAAUCAUCAUACCCACCUACAUGGCAUUCUCCCUCACGAAAAUGCAAGAGGCAAAAGACCAUGCCUCUACCUUCAUUAAAAGGGCCUUCCCCGACUCAGCAAACUCCAUUAGCACCAUACCGGCUGCCAACGCAAUUGACACGCAAGGUGAUGACCCGCUCCCCUGGGGAAUACUGGUAGAUGGCCUAACGCUCCGUGACACCGCCACCAUCCUACACCACCAAUUCUGGCUCUCUAAAGCCUUUAGCUUCAUUGCAUACCCCGCUUCCGACUUCACAUCUGAUUGGUUGGGGAACUGGGCUUUUGCAGCCACAACCAAAGACAGAGAAGCAGUCCAAACGUGCUUAAAGACCACCCUCAGCCACCCCUACUCGAAAAUAGGAAGGUACCUCAUUGAAAAUGUCCCCGACGAACUUGAAAGACAAGCCAUAAUAGAAUCGGCCCGACGGAAGCCACGGUGUGGUACCACCUGGCUAUCUUGA
Cantharellus anzutake is the source of this 708-nucleotide messenger RNA. RefSeq lists its product as uncharacterized. The coding region runs from base 1 to 708 and encodes 235 amino acids. The transcript is spliced from 2 exons. The record is from RefSeq and is a predicted model, not a curated record. Lineage: Eukaryota; Fungi; Basidiomycota; Agaricomycetes; Cantharellales; Hydnaceae.